AUGCUUUCACUUGGGUUAGCUCCAAAUGCUACGGGGACAUCGUGGACCUUGGUCAUUUCAGAGUGCUUUAAUCCCCGGAAGCAGCUUCAGGCCCUCUGCAAGAAGAACAAGAUUCCCGCUAACAUCACCAACGUUGCCAUGGCUGAAAAUCUCACUGCUAUGGAUAAAGUUGAAGGAUUGGAUGAGAUUUUAAAUCCGAUCGAGGGUGAUGCUGGAACCCCAAAUGUUAAUAUCCGUAUGGCUGGUAGAGCCUCGACUCAAAGGAAAGCACCGAGAGCAGAAGCUGAAGGUUCAAAUGUGAAGGUCUCGGUCUCUGCCAGGCCUCUACGUGGGGCUGGAGCUGGACAAGGAGUGGUGGAGCAAAAGAACAAAGAUGCGAAUGUCCCACCAGGCACACCUGCCGUCAGUGUGAGAAGGGCUACUGCUGUGUCUACUCGCAGAAAGAAAGAGGUUGAGAUGGUAGAAGAAGAUGGUGAUAAGAAGGGGGUUGAAGGACAGCCUUUGGAUGUGCCUAAAACACCUGUUGCAGCUUCCGUCAGUAGGAGAAGAGCUACUGGUCGGUCAGUUCGCUCCACCAAGAAGAUUGAGAACACCGGCGGUACUUCAGUGCAGAGAACAUAUGGCACGAGGAGGUCAGUUAGAUUGUUGGAGAAGGACAUGUCUAAGAUGGGUUUGAUUGACACUGAAGACACUGGAUCUGUCAAAAUUGAUGAUGACGUUUCUCAAGAAUUGAGUAAUAUCUCUCACCAAGUAGAAGACUCGUGUGAUACUGAAAAGGGAUCUAGUUUGCAGAUCGAUUCGGCUAUGGAUACUCAGGAGUUGGAAGUUUGCUCUUUUGAUCUAAAUACUGUAUAUGAAUGCCAAUCACACGAUUCUGUUUCAGAUAUGAAAUUAGUGUCUGUGACAGAAAAUGACACGGUUGUUGAACCACAGGGUUCAGAUGAAGCUGAACGGGAGAAAAUUAACUUCUUGGAGUUGGAGGCUGAACCUAAUGCUUCAGAUGAAGCAGGAUCUGAGCCGUUCCCUGUUCUGGAGGAAACUUGUGAUUCUUCUGAACUAGAAACUGAAAAUAAGGAAUGCGUUGGAGCCCGCCGAGAAAGUUUUCAUUCCGAGCCCUUCACCGAUGCUAUUAUGGAGGUUACUGGCCAAGAAAUCGCAGAUAUGGUACCUGAUAACGUUUCUGUGGAUGUUACUGUUAAAGCAGUUGCUGGUUCGCUUCCUAUGAUAGCUGACUGCAAGAUGGAUGACCAAGUCAGGAAUAAGGGCGGUGAUCAAGAAGAUAAUAACAAUGAUCAAGAUGUAUUAGUUGAGCACAUGGAUGAUAAGGAAGUUAAGAGCAAUGAGCCAGAAGAGGACGAUGAAUAUUUAACUUUGGAAAUAGAAGAAAGUUCUGAGUCAUAUGAUAAAUCUGAUGAUCAAGGAUCUGAUGAAGUGUCAUCUGUACGUGAGGAAAGAAUUGAGGAGUUUACUUGCCAAGAUGCCUCAACUCUGACUGUUGUGCUGGCGGAUGAUGUUUCUGAUGAGGAUGUACCUGCCUCCCUUCCUAUGUCACCUGUUUGCGAUGAUCCAGCGGACAUAAAUGAAUCUGUUGAGUGCAUCACUGGUGAUAGUCAAGUCACCAAUAAGGUUGAUGAUAACCAAGAAAUAAAGGAUGAAACUGAACAUUUGAAUCUGGCUUGUCGCAACGUGACAGAUGAAGAUAACCAAUGUCCUCUUAAUGUUGAUGAGAAAGCUGCUAAUGAAAGUGACUUGAUGACGCUCGGUUCAGAAGGGGUUCUUGAGUUCGAGUCAAUUUCUAAUUUUCCUGGUGAGCUCCAAGAAGAAGUGAAAGAAAAUAAACCAGAGCAGAUGGAAGCAGGGACAGAUAAAGCUCCUGAUGUUACUGAUAUCUGCACUGAAUCUUCUGCAAACGGACAACCCGAAGAAUCUGUGAACUUGGAAGCUGAGCCACUAGCCGAAGAAUCUGAGGAUCCUGUAGCAGGACAUGAAGUUAUGUUGGGAGCUGAUAGAAUGUGUACUCCUCAAGUCCCUCUUGUUCAUCAGCAGGUUUCAGUUGAAUCAGCUUCAGGUGCAUUAGACGGGGAGCUGAGUUGCAAAUCCAACGUACCUGUUGAUGGUGAGGUUGUUUCCGAACAAGUCACUGCCAUUCCAAACCAUGAUACCGUCAUAUUCUCUUCGGAAAAUAUGACGUCCGAUGUUCCGGUUCAAUCAGCUGUUUCUGACCCGUUGAAGGAAAAUGUGCCCUCUGAUGAUCUAAAUAAUAUGAGUAUUGCGGAACUGCGGAGGCGGCUGAAGAUUUUAAUGCUAGAUGGUGAAAAAUCUAACUGCAACAAGACUGAUAUUGUUAAGGAAGUGGAUAAGAAAAGAACAGCACUGCAGAGCCAUGUUUUUUGGUGGGUGCAAAAAAUUCUUGCACUAUGCAUUAUUGUUGAUGAAUCUUCAAAGGAUGGAAGGGAAGGUGUUGAUGACAAUAUAGAAUACCUAAGACGCAUGCAGAGUGCAUCGUAA
Messenger RNA from Sphenostylis stenocarpa, 2508 nucleotides. The record is from the annotation of a GenBank genome assembly. Lineage: Eukaryota; Viridiplantae; Streptophyta; Magnoliopsida; Fabales; Fabaceae.